GUCCUUCCUCCUGAGCCCUCCCCACACAUCGCGCCUGCCUCUCGUCAUUGCCUCCACUGAGCUCACCAGUCCAGAUGGCACAAUUUGGUUCUACGAGCCGCUCUACGGGGGCGCCGUCCCUGUCUGACCUCGUUUCUCAGUCGCGCAAGCUCACCUCUGCCAUCGAGCGCGACCGCAAUGGGCUCGGGUCGGACAUUCCCUCAAUCAACCUCGCCCUUGAUCAGCUGGAGAGCCAGAGUAGGAGCUUGGCAGCAGGAGGGUCAUCAGGUGUACCUACAGGCGCAGACUCGAAGGCGCAUUACUUCCUAGCAUCAGCAGGCAUUGAUGCCUUCACCCUCUCGCAGAACGUCAAUCAGACCAAUAUUGCGUCUGCUUUUGAGCCCCUCGAGCCGCUCCAGGAUACUGACGUGCAGAGCUACCUUCAGCAUGAGCAGCAGCAGAUCAUCCUGAGCGCCAUCGAUGAAGGCAGGCGCGAGACCUUGGACAACUUCAAUCGAAAUCUCGCUAGGACGAUGCAUUCACGCUGGAGUCGACAGAAGAAGCAGAUCUUUGAGGAGCUCGGACAACACCAGGUCAGCGGUAUGAGCGACAACUUGCCCGGCAGCAGUCGCCAGAUCACAGGCAAGGGCUCAGCUGGCAAGGCUUUGCUAGCCUCUUCCUCAACUAUGACCGAUCCCCCUUUGACAUCGCUCUCCAUGCACACCAAGCUCAUGUCCUACGAUACCCUCAUUCGCUCUCUAAACCAGCAUCGUCUCAGUGAAACGCCGUUCCCUUUGGCAUCCGAGCUCCUCCGUACUUCGCAAGCUUCGACGGGCGGAGCUGGUGAAACACAGACUCAAUUGGCAGAAUGCUGGACGGCAGUAAAGAAUAUCGUCGGAGAAGACCAGCAUGGGAACGUGCCACGCGAGCGAGAGUUCUCAUCAGCGUACGUAGAUGCUACAAGACUCUACGGCUCGCCAGAGGGCCAGCAGCUGCGCUCGAAGAUCGCAAGGGGGGCUCGUGCGUUCCUGGAGUCGCAAUUUGAGACCCACGUCGACAACAUCAUCGCCUCGAACCCCUCAAAAGCUCAGCUGGGAGGACAACCGGGUAUCGUGUCACGAGUAGCAGCAUUCCUCCGAGUCAGCUUGCUGAGUCGCGAAGGAAGAUGGGCUCCAGAGCUAGAGUUGGUCAAGCAGUCACCGACUUCGGUCGCUUUGCCAUUGUGGGCAACCGUAUUCCACCUUCUCAGGACUGGUCACGCCUCGGAUGCUCUGCGGCAGGUGGAGGAGUACGAGGGUGCCCUACGAAGAGGUGACGGGGGCUUCGUGGGCUGGUUCCGAGAGUGGAUCGAGAGCGGGGGAAGAGGGCUUUCAAGAAGCAGCAGAGAUCGAUUCUUUGCCGAAUACAAUGCUCGCUUCCGCAACUUGAGCCUUGGCGGCAACAGCUCCACAGGAGACGCUAGCGGCGUCGACCCGCACAAGAUCGCCCUCUACCGGUUGGUGGGUCGUGUGGAUCCGACUCGCAAAUUCCCGACUGCGUUGACCAGGAGCACAGAGAACUGGCUAUGGCUGCAGCUCAUCAUGACGCGCGAGCCUUCGGUGGGCGGCGGAGCGUUUGGCGGGGCUCCCUCUACCGCAAAUGAAGCCGAUGAGGACGAGAGGGAGAGCUACACUCUCGAGAAUCUGGCCAGGAAGCUGAGGACAUACGGCGAGAAGCACUUCGAUCCCAAGGGUCGUAGGCCCCUUCAUUACUUCCUCGUCUUGCUCCUCAGCGGCGAGUUCGAGAGGGCAGUGGCUUUCCUCUACUCACGACCCCAACACCAAGCCGAUGCAGUGCACUUCGCAAUUACCCUGGCAUACUAUGGACUCUUGCGUUGCCCUUCUUCCCAGAGCAGCAGAUCGGCCGUUGGCGGGGAGAUCCUUACGACACAGAGCGACGCUGUUGGCCGAGAGAUCCCCUCUCUGGAUCUGGCCCGGAUCAUCUCUCGCCACAUCCGGCUCUUCUCUUCUUCCGAUGCGCGCUCGGCCCUCGAAUACCUCUACCUCAUUUGUCUCAAUGUAGAGAGCUCUGUAGCAAGGGAGACGCAGGAGGACCAGCGUCAGAAGUGCUACGACGCAAUCAAGGAUCUUGUCUGUCAGACGAGGUUGUACACAGACCUUGUUGGGGACAUCCGCGUUGAUGGGGCUCGGGUACCUGGUGCAAUCCAGCAGAACCUCAAACUGUUGCGUAUGGCAGACGAGAGGGAUUACCUUAGGCAGAUUGUUCGAGCUGCUGCUGUGCAGUCCGAAGCGGAACACCGCACGCGAGAUGCCAUCCUGCUCUUCAACUUGGCAGAGGAGUACGACACUGUCGUCUCUGUGCUGAACAGGGAAUUGGGCGCUUCGCUCUUCCUCUCCGAUCCAGAUGCAGUAGAGAGCUUGAACCCACAGGCGAACCUUUCGGCUGCCGAGAAUUCGGCGCAGUUGGCAAAGGCCAUCCUCGACACGUACGAAGGGCAAAACCAUAUCGUGAGGAGGGUAGAGGCUAGGAAGCGGGAGACUUGUCGCCUGCUCCUGGAGCUGAGAAGGGCAGUGGCCUUUGUCAGAAACGGCGACAUGGAGAAGGGACUGAACUCCAUCGAGUCUACGGGUCUAUUCCCCCUCUCCGGGGAUGUCGUCUCCAUCUCCCGCCGAGCCGAGUCCUUCUUCAGGGACAUUGACGAGUCAGUUGGACGCAACCUCUCCGAGCUGCUCCUGAUGACGAUGGACAUCCUCUACAAGGUCCACGCAUCUCUCAAGAGCUCCACCACCAGUGGUAUUGCUACGAAUGGAGCGGGGGAGGGCAAGGAGGCGCGUCUGGCCGAGGUCAGGAACAAGGCGAGGUCGUUGAUGAUGUUUGCUGGAAUGCUGCGAUUCAGGAUCGAGCAGGCUGUGUUCGCACAGCUGACCAGGCUCGAUGCUUUCAUUCGUUGAGAAGACAUCAAGGUGGAAGGAAGAGAUGAUAUGAAGAUGCCAUUCUAGUCUGCAUCACAACCAAUCAAUUCGGCAUUGAAGUACAAUUGCCGCUCAUAAGAAUUUGCUGCCAGAACCGCUGCUACCGAAUCGAUCACCCAGUCCACGAGCGUCAUUGAGCAGCUUUGCCUUCUUCUUCUCGUCCAUCGUAGGGAUAAAACUCAUCGCUCUAUCGCGAUCCCAGAUCAUCGUUGAGGCUCCACCUUUGCCAG
Molecule: messenger RNA, 3181 nt
Organism: Microstroma glucosiphilum
Lineage: Eukaryota; Fungi; Basidiomycota; Exobasidiomycetes; Microstromatales; Microstromataceae
Product: NIC-domain-containing protein
Exons: 3
Coding region: 75-2930 (951 amino acids)
Biological process (GO): protein import into nucleus; poly(A)+ mRNA export from nucleus
Cellular component (GO): nuclear pore
Molecular function (GO): structural constituent of nuclear pore
Source: RefSeq, a predicted model, not a curated record